This is a messenger RNA of Anolis sagrei ordinatus, 1173 nucleotides long. NCBI's taxonomy places the organism in Eukaryota, Metazoa, Chordata, Lepidosauria, Squamata, Anolidae. The record is from RefSeq and is a predicted model, not a curated record.
AUGGAGAAGUAUGAGACCCUCCUCAGCAUUGGCCAAGGAGCCAGCGCAGAGGUCUUCCUGGUGAGGGACUCCCAAACCAAGGAGCUCUUUGCAGUGAAGAAGGUCAAGACUGUCCCGGGCAAGCGGUUGCGAGACAAGGAAGCCAUCCUGCGGGAGGUGGCCAUCCUGCGCCAGCUGCGGCACCCGCACGUGGUGGCCUGUCACGACCACUUCUUAGACCCGGGAGGCGCCCACGUCUUCAUUGUCCAGGAGUACUGCGACGGGGGGUCCCUGGAUGAACACAUCCGGAGCCAGACCACUGAAGGCAGCAAAGGCGGCGGAGUGGUCCACUUCCCGGAGAGCACGGUCAUGCGCUGGUUCGUUCAGCUUGCCAUGGCCGUCCAGUACAUCCACGCCCGGAAGAUCCUCCACAGGGACAUCAAGUCCUCCAAUGUCUUCCUCACCAGAGACCGCAUCCUGAAGCUGGGCGACUUUGGCAUCUCUAAGGUAAUGGAUGAGACAGCAGAGAUGGCCAGCACCUUCGUGGGGACACCCUACUAUCUGAGCCCCGAGCUCUGUGAAGACGUCCCGUACAGCUCAAAGGCUGACGUCUGGGCCCUGGGCUGCGUCCUCUUCGAGACCUGUGCCCUCCGGCCACCCUUCCAGGCCCUCAGCCUCAUCGGCCUUUUCGACAAGAUCGUUCGCGGACGCCAUGCCCCCGUGCCCUCCUGUUAUUCGGCCCCUUUGCAUGGUCUGAUCGCCGCCAUCCUUCAGAAGGACCCCAACAAGCGGCCUUGCACCAACACCAUCCUGACCUUCCCUUACGUCCAGGAGCACCUCAGCCUCUUCCUUCUCCAGCGUGGAACAGAGCCAGGGGUCUUUAAUGAGGUGCUUCCUCGGCCUCAUGGCCCAAAGCCACGUGUUGACUGCCAAGUCCUGGCUCUGAGAUCGGGGCCCCUGCAUCCCCACCUCCUUCAGGGGAGCCACAAUCAGGAGGACACCUCCAGCAUCUCCAGCAGCGGAUCCCAUUACUCAGCCGACUUCGAAGACACAGGCACUUCCUUCAGCAGCCACAGCUCCGAAGACAUCGCCUUCAACACAGCUACUGCCGCUGAGGCCCUGACUGAGACUGGUACAAGGGGGGUGGGUGGGUAUAUGUCUUUGAGGGAAUUGGGGGUCUUCAUGCCUCUAUGA